UAAUAUUCGAUGAUUCGAACGAAAAGGAAAACGGGGGAAGUCCACAGAGUAUUUUUAUAAACUGGGAAGUCCAAAAAUUGCAAGAAAUAAAGUGCAGUUUUAGUUUUAUCCAGACUGAUUUGUGUAAAACAUUUCAGUAGGUAUUAAAAAUGGUUUUCAAGUGCCAGGAAGACAGUUUUCUUACAGAAUACACCUCAAGAGUUGUAAAAUGUGAGCCAACGAAGGAGCCCAUAGUCGAAUAUGGAAAAAUUUCCAAGUUUGAAGGUUAUCAGAUAACUUUGGAAAACACGAUAUUAUUCCCGGCAGGUGGAGGUCAGCCACAUGACAUUGGAUGGCUCAAUGAAAAGGAAGUGCUUCAAGUGUUACGCAAAGGCGAUGAAGCUCUACACUUCACCAUAGACCCUUUAGAAGUAGGUGCUACUGUCCAAAUGAAAAUAAAUUGGGAAAGGAGACUUGACCAUAUGCAGCAACAUUCAGGCCAACACCUACUCUCAGCAAUAUUAGAGAAGGAACAUAACCUACCGACAACGAGCUGGUGGCUCGGAGCUGACGAGUGUCACAUAGAGUUGGCUUCAACUGAUGUGAGUGAAGCAACAGUGGUCGCUGUGGAGCAACGGUGCAAUGCGUUGAUAAGAGAAGCUGUACCUGUCAAAGUCAAGUUUUGUAAGUCUGAUGACCCAGAAUUGGAUGAGGCACAUACGAGAGGAUUGCCGAAAGACGUCAUGGCCACCAUUAGGAUCAUAUGUAUUGGAGAUAUAGAUGAGAACAUGUGUUGCGGGACUCACGUCGCCAAUCUCAGCCAGUUACAAAUGAUAAAGCUGCUGGGUACGGAGCCGGGGAAGAAAGGCAAGACAAAUUUGAAGUUCGUCGUAGGUAACAGAGUCACUAGGUUGUUCCAGAGGAUGCUAGACAGAGAAAGAACAUUGGUUGGAGUGCUCAAGAACGAACCGAGUAAACAUGAAGAGUUGGUCUUAAAACUACAAAAAAACCUUAAAUUAUCCAAUAAAAAUCUACAAAAUUUACUAUCAGAGCUGGCACAAUUUGAAAUUGACACAAUAAAGAAUACGGAACCGAAACCAAAAUAUGUGUUUAUGUUUAAAAAAGAAGCAACUCCGGACUUCAACAGAGCUAUUUGCAAGGGUUUGGAAGGAGAAGGGUUGUUCAUGUUUUUGGCCUCGGAAGAUGCAGACAAACCUAAAGAGGGACAGAUUAUAAUCCAGGGGCCAGAGGAGCAUUGCAAUGCUUUGGGACAGCAAAUAACCGAGCUGUUGAAAGGCAAAGGAGCAUUCAAAAAUGGCAAAUUCCAAGGGAAAGCCGGUGAUAUGGGGAGCAUUAAUAAAUGCAAGAAAUUGAUUGAAGAUUAUUUUAAUAAUAUUUCGUCUUAGUACUUUUGUACUUAAUUUUUUUUUCUUUUAUGCUAACACGUAAGAUAAAACUGUUUUUGUUGGUUACCAAAAUGCGUUAGAAAUAAAUAAUUUCAAUGUUUAAAAAAGGAUAUUUUAAUAAUAUUUUCGGCAAACCAAGAGUCUCAACUAAUCCUGUAUUUCUCCAAACCACGGUGGUUCAUUUAAACACAACAAAAAUCAUAAUCAAAUAUACAUUCAAUAAGUGUCAUUAAUGUUUAUUUAUUAUAGAACAUAUUACACUUCCGUCUACCAGUUCAAAUACCUUAAAAUAAUUUUAAACUAUAAACCAUUUAAACCUAUGAUACAUUGUUCUUCUCAUAAUAAAUUAGAUACUCAAAUGUAUAUGCUAUAAUGUGCAGUAUUUGAAUAAAUACAUUUACAUUCAGAUA
Molecule: messenger RNA, 1795 nt
Organism: Plodia interpunctella (Indianmeal moth)
Lineage: Eukaryota; Metazoa; Arthropoda; Insecta; Lepidoptera; Pyralidae
Exons: 8
Coding region: 150-1385 (411 amino acids)
Biological process (GO): tRNA aminoacylation; regulation of translational fidelity
Molecular function (GO): ATP binding; aminoacyl-tRNA ligase activity; Ser-tRNA(Ala) deacylase activity
Source: RefSeq, a predicted model, not a curated record